GUGAAGUCUAAACUGAUGUCUGCCUUAUUCUGCCGUCUGUUGAACUCGUGCAACAUGUAACAGUUUUCUGUUUCUGCUUCAUGAUACAAUCAUAUCCUCAGUGUCAAUAAUAAUUUGAGAGAACAGUUUAGAAAAUAAGACAACUUUCAUUGCACUUUUAUUUUUUUUGGCAAUCAAUCUGCGCAUCUUUCCCUGAUCGUUUCAGACCGUCCUGUUCGUGAGUCGUGGCAGGUAUCCGCAUGCGUCGUCCUCAAACAAUUGAUGCCGUGAGCUGUUCUCAGAUUUUUAAAUAGGCUUACCUUUUAUAUUUUAUCUGGACAUGUUAUUUUUCUCAAAGGCCCGCGGCAUUUGAAGGUUGGGCUCCUGUUGAGGGUGGUCAGAGAUAGAGUCACACCACUACGUGUAGUACUGAGAAGAGUGGCCAAGUUCCAAUACACGGACUGGUGUAUCUAGGUAGGGUGGUCCAGCCCAGGCUCCAGGCUAUGCCUCCCUGGCUGUGGGAGAGCUAUUCCAUGCUGAGUUGAAAGGGACCUGCUUGGCUGGGGAAUACGGGAACAGACAUGGGGCUGGGACAGUCCAACAAGGCUCCUGUCACCGAUGACACAGAGGAGAUUAAUUUCGAUCACUUCCAAAUCUUAAGGGCUAUCGGGAAAGGAAGUUUCGGGAAGGUGUGCAUUGUGCAGAAAAAGGACACAAAGAAAAUGUACGCCAUGAAGUACAUGAACAAACUGAAGUGUGUGGAACGGAACGAGGUCCGCAAUGUUUUCAAGGAGAUGCAGAUCAUGCGGAACCUCGAGCAUCCCUUCCUUGUCAACUUCUGGUACUCAUUCCAAGACGAGGAGGACAUGUUCAUGGUAGUGGACCUGUUGCUGGGAGGAGACCUACGCUAUCACCUCCAGCAGAAUGUUCACUUCUCAGAGAACACUGUCAAGCUGUACAUCUGUGAGAUUGCCCUGGCGCUGGGCUACCUCCGCAGCAAACGCAUCAUCCACAGAGACAUCAAACCUGACAACAUUCUGCUGGACGAACACGGACAUUGUCACCUGACAGACUUCAACAUCGCUGCCAUCGUCAAAGACGAUCUAAGAGCCACAUCUAUCGCAGGGACAAAACCAUACAUGGCCCCGGAGCUGUUUCAGCCACACGAGGGGACACAUCCUGGCUACUCCUUCUCUGUGGACUGGUGGUCUCUGGGUGUCACUGCCUACGAGCUGCUGCGAGGACAGAGGCCGUACAUCAUGCGUUCCAGCAUGCCGGCCAAUGAGAUCCUCCAGAUGUUCCACAAGGUCAACCCCAGCUACCCCAUGGCCUGGUCUCUGGAGAUCAAGUCUCUGCUCAGAAAGUUGCUGUGUAUUGACGUGCACCAGCGAGUGUCCUGCCUGGCUGAGCUACAGGAACUGGACCUGCUGUCUGACGUCAACUGGGACUCCGUGCUCAACAAACAGCUUCCCCCCGGCUUCAUCCCCAACAGGCGGAGGCUCAACUGCGACCCCACCUUUGAGUUGGAGGAGAUGAUUCUGGAGUCUAAACCGCUGCACAAGAAGAAGAAGAGACUAGCCAGGAAGACCAGAGAGCAGGGUUCUGACGGGUCCCCCCAGGUAAAGCCUCCCCUAACAACAAACACAUGCCUCUCAAUGGUUCCAUCCAUUCCACAGAGGCGGAGGCUCAACUGCGACCCCACCUUUGAGUUGGAGGAGAUGAUUCUGGAGUCUAAACCGCUGCACAAGAAGAAGAAGAGACUAGCCAGGAAGACCAGAGAGCAGGGUUCUGACGGGUCCCCCCAGAACGGUCAGCUCCAACAGCGCCUGGACAAUGUGGAGAGGGACUUCCUCAUCUUCAACAGAGAAAGGUCAAAGAAGGCUGUAGUGGGAACAGAAGCAACAGGCCUCACCACGACAGAGAAGAACAAGGCUAUUGAAGACGGACAGAACAAUAACGUGGACCCGGCAGCCUACAUAUCAGGAUAGUGGACUACGGCUUUAGCCCGAAGUCGCUACGUGUAUCUGGCCGCAGCUUGUAGAUCAACACCCAAUCUCCCACUCUCCCUCUGCCGCCGGCCGGUGUAGGCACUCAGAUUGACCUUUAACCCUGACACAUUCCCCAACAGCCAGCCACUAUACCCAGACUGCUGGAGGUCACAUAGACUACUACUUUACAGAGUGAGUGGCACCUGACCUAGAGCAGACAGACAGACCCUGGCUCGUUCUUCUUUUCCUAGCCCAGGGAUGUGGCCUCUCAGUGGUCACCCCUUCUUACACUCUGCCCUACCCUGACUUGGUCUGACUUGGCCUGAUGCACCAUGAUGCCCUGGAGCUCCCCUCCCUCCACCAAGUCAGCCAGGCCCAGAAAAUAAUUUGCCUGCCAACCCAGCAGGAAGCAGAGACAGACAGGAUACAGCCACCAUGCCUGAUAAGCUGAGGCUAGGCUCAGUUCAGGAAGAAAAUGAAGCCUGAUGUUGACAAAUAGGAUACUAUGUCUCCAGUACAUGAAAACAGAGAAAGGGGGUGUAAGUUGCCUCACAAAAAAAUGAAUAAUAAUUAGAGAUGAGAUAUACUGCCUUUGUUUUCAAGACACCAACCACAUAUUCCUCUUGGAAUACAAAGGGAACCACUGACUUCAGCAGAGACAGAGUUUACUUAAUGAGUCUCUGUGAUGACGUUAGGCAUCACUUGUGCCUCUCAAGCAAACCAAGAUGAUGGGUACUUGACAUGGACAUUUGGGAUAUAAAUAUUUAUAGAUAAAUAGAUAUUUAUUGUCUGUUCCGCACAGAAAAUAGCUUUGCACACGCUUCUCCAUUAAUCGUAGAGGUCAAAGUGUAGUGUAUGAAUUGUCAUUCUCUUCUGUUUAAUAUAGGGGUGCCGUAUAGCUACUACUGUAUAUGACACCUGAUUGGUUUCCCCAUGCAGACAAUGAUCAUCAUAUAUGUAGUCUAAUUGAAGUCACCAUCCUGUUGUUCAAUAUGUGCUUGGAAAAUAGCUUUGCCAGUCUUUUGACCCUUUCUGCAAUACAAUGACAUAUUAUCCAAGGCUUUCCCUGUCCCAGGUUAUCAGAUCUCCUAUUGGCACCUUUAUAACAACCAUUAUCGGUCCAGAUAUUCUAAUUAUUGUAGGUUUUGAUAAAUGUAUGUCAUUCAAGGGCCCAAUGAAAGCAGAGUUGUAAAAUGAGUACUCUAUUUUGGUUUUUCAUUUGUUGUCACUGUGUGGACUAUUACCUGUAAAUGUGGUCAAGCAGCGAUUAUAAAAGUUGUGCCUUAAUGUAAUACUUUUCUUUGGGACCCCAACCUUAUUAUUUUAUUAAAUACACAAAAUGAGCAGUUAGGUAACAUCUGGGAAUUCAUAAGGAAAAGUUCACAAGUGUUUUUUUUUUUGCUAUUGAAAAGUAGUUACCUAACUAACUGCUUGUUUGUUUGUUUUUCUUUGAAUAAAUAGCCAGAUAAGAACUGUGGCCUUGUGUGGAUUUAGCAACAGUUGGAGGCAUUGUUUAAAAAGACUGAAAAACAUCAUUGUAAAAGAGAAAAAAAGAGUUGCAUUCAUCUCCUCCUGUGCAGACUGCCUUGGGUCAUACCACAGCACUUCCCAAUCCUAUUACCUGGAGCUGUGCCCCUAUAUAUGGAGUAUAGUGGUUAUGCUGGGUAUGGGGCGGCAGGGUAGCCUAGUGGUUGGACUAGUAACCGGAAGGUUGCAAGUUCAAACUGAGCUGACAAGGUACAAAUAUGUCGUUCUGCCACUGAACAGGCAGUUAACCCACUGUUUCUAGGCCGUCAUUGAAAAUAAGAAUUUGUUCUUAACUGGCUUGCCUAGUUAAAUAAAGGUAAAAUAAAAAAUAAAAUAAAUAAAAAUAUGGAGUAUAGUGGUUAUGAUGGGUCUGUACCUCUAUAUGGAGUAUAGUGGUUAUGAUGGGUCUGUACCUCUAUAUGGAGUAUAGUGGUUAUGAUGGGUCUGUACCUCUAUAUGGAGUAUAGUGGUUAUGAUGGGUCUGUACCUCUAUAUGGAGUAUAGUGGUUAUGAUGGGUCUGUACCUCUAUAUGGAGUAUAGUGGUUAUGGUGGGUCUGUACCUCUAUAUGGAGUAUAGUGGUUAUGAUGGGUCUGUAUCUCUAUAUGGAGUAUAGUGGUUAUGGCGGGUCUGUACCUCUAUAUGGAGUAUAGUGGUUAUGAUGGGUCUGUACCUCUAUAUGGAGUAUAGUGGUUAUGGUCCUAGAGGGGAAGUCAAGAGCAUACCAAUCACACUACUGACUGAGUGGGAAUCAUCAUCUCCUGGAGCACAUAGAGAGAGGAUGAGAGAGAAAAGGAGGGGGGAUUGAGAGAGAUAUAUGGGGGAGAGAGAGUGGAGAAAAGAGAAAGGAGAAAGGACAGAGAGGAGGUGUUGAGAGAAAGCGGCAGAGAGAGGGAUGGGUGAGAGAGGGAGGGAGAAGGAGAGUUGUGUACAUAACCUGUGAAAACAAGGUGAUGAGUUUGCCAGAGAAAUAGCUCAGAGGGUUAUUAACCCUCAACUACACUAGACCUGUCAUUGAAGGUUAAACACUAGACCUGUCAUUGAAUGUUAAACACUAGACCUGUCAUUGAAGGUUAAACACUAGACCUGUCAUUGAAGGUUAAACACUAGACCUGUCAUUGAGGGUUAAACACUAGACCUGUAGUUGAGGGUUAAACGCUAGACCUAUAGUUGAGGGUUAAACACUAGACCUGUCAUUGAGGGUUAAAUGCUAGACCUGUCAUUGAGGGUUAAACACUAGACCUGUCAUUGAGGGUUAAACACUAGACCUGUCAUUGAGGGUUAAACACUAGACCUGUCAUUGAGGGUUAAACACUAAACCUUUAGUUGAGGGUUAAAUGCUAGACCUGUCAUUGAGGGUUAAAUGCUAGACCUGUCAUUGAGGGUUAAAUGCUAGACCUGUCAUUGAGGGUUAAACACUAGACCUGUCAUUGAGGGUUAAACACUAGACCUGUCAUUGAAGGUUAAACACUAGACCUGUCAUUGAGGGUUAAACACUAGACCUGUCAUUGAGGGUUAAACACUAGACCUGUCAUUGAGGGUUAAACACUAGACCUGUCAUUGAGGGUUAAACACUAGACCUGUCAUUGAGGGUUAAACACUAGACCUGUCAUUGAGGGUUAAACACUAGACCUGUAGUUGAGGGUUAAACGCUAGACCUGUAGUUGAGGGUUAAACACUAGACCUGUCAUUGAGGGUUAAAUGCUAGACCUGUAGUUGAGGGUUAAACACUAGACCUGUCAUUGAGGGUUAAAUGCUAGACCUGUCAUUGAGGGUUAAACACUAGACCUGUCAUUGAGGGUUAAAUGCUAGACCUGUCAUUGAGGGUUAAAUUCUAGACCUGUCAUUGAGGGUUAAACACUAGACCUGUCAUUGAGGGUUAAACACUAGACCUGUCAUUGAGGGUUAAACACUAGACCUGUCAUUGAGGGUUAAAUUCUAGACCUGUCAUUGAGGGUUAAACACUAGACCUGUCAUUGAGGGUUAAACACUAGACCUGUCAUUGAGGGUUAAAUUCUAGACCUGUCAUUGAGGGUUAAACACUAAACCUUUAGUUGAGGGUUAAAAGCUAGAAUUAAUGAUGGCAGAUAGAUAAAUAAAUUCCAUCUCUAUGCUUGGUGUGUGAUCAAUGUUCUAUUAUGUACUGCAAUGAAACACUGCCGCCUGGUGUUUGUGAGUAGUGUACUUAAACACAUUUUACCUUGGCAUCAAGGGCAGUUUAUUUAGUCCCUGCCAACAGUAGACUGAGAAAACAGGAUUUAGUUGUACUCAGAUGUCAAAGACGUGAAAUGAAAUAUGGUGUUUACAAAAAUCCUUUCACCUUUAAUUUAUUUAUGUCUAUGCUAAUCCAGUAAUCUAUUUCAAAUAAAGAUGAGGAUAAGAAAA
Molecule: messenger RNA, 5878 nt
Organism: Oncorhynchus mykiss (rainbow trout)
Lineage: Eukaryota; Metazoa; Chordata; Actinopteri; Salmoniformes; Salmonidae
Source: RefSeq, a predicted model, not a curated record